UUCUAUUUAUACCCUUGAAGCUCCUAACCUCACUCCCUUUUCCCAUUUUCUCUAUUAUCACACCACUGUUUAAGUUUUCUCUCUUCUCCGGCGAGCGAUGGCAACGACAGAAUCGGAUCUUGAUGAGUUUUUGAAUCUCGAUUAUGAGUUUCGGUAUCCAAGUCUUGCCGAUACGGAGGCUUUCAUGACCGGAGUUUGCUCCGCCGCUUUCCAAACUCUUCUUCUACCGGAUGUUGUGAGUUCAUUUUCAACUUGUGGUGGACUAACAAACUCCCAAAACUUUACUCCCAAACACUCCACCAUCACUGCUUCUCAGUCAUCUAUUUAUGGCACUGUUGGAAGCCCAGUUUCAGCUAAUAAACCAAACAGCAGAGAGAAUCAUAUCAAAGGGACAGCAAGUGGUUCAUCGGAUCCAUCCGAUGAAGAUAAUGAAUCAGGUCCUUGUGAACAAAUUACAAAUCCAGUUGAUAUGAAACGCCAAAGAAGGAAGGAUUCUAAUUGCGAGUCAGCCAGGAGGUCAAGGUGGAGAAAACAAGCGCAUUUGUCUGAACUUGAGGCUCAGGUUGAAAAACUGAAACUGGAAAAUGCAACACUAUAUAAACAGUUUACUGAUACCAGUCAACAAUUUCAUGAGGCUGAUACAAAUAACCGAGUGCUAAAAUCAGAUGUUGAAGCUUUGAGAGCUAAGGUGAAGUUAGCUGAGGAUAUGGUCACUAGAAGCUCUUUCACCACAUCACUAAAUAAUCAAUUUCUUCAUAAUCAAUGUCAAAUGAGCACACCACCACAACUCAACAUUCGCCGCAUGCCACAUGUUUCGCCAACCAUCAACUUCCAGCAGGGAAAUAGUGCCUCAUACGGUGGUGUUGCGGUUGGCGUGCACAAUUCAAAUCUUGCUGGGUUUGGAAACUUGGACAUGACUUACAAUGAUGUCGUCGACAAUGGGGUCCUAAGCAAUGCUAUGAGUUGUGUGACUAUUUGGCCUUAAGGGUUUCACUUGAUCAAAUUUUAUAUUAUGUCAUGUUUAUUUCAUUAGUAUAUUAAGUUAUUGUGUUACUUUGGUUUCUCUUUAAUUAUUAUGCCCGUCAAUAUAGUGUGUUCUCAUGUUUAUUUUAUUUUGUAUAUUUCUUAUAGUAAUUUAUUGUGAGAAAAUUAACCUCUCACUUUUUCAUAUCACUCAA
This is a messenger RNA of Medicago truncatula (barrel medic), 1178 nucleotides long. Its product is annotated as bZIP transcription factor RISBZ4. NCBI's taxonomy places the organism in Eukaryota, Viridiplantae, Streptophyta, Magnoliopsida, Fabales, Fabaceae. Gene Ontology annotation, biological process: regulation of DNA-templated transcription. The record is from RefSeq and is a predicted model, not a curated record. Gene Ontology annotation, molecular function: DNA-binding transcription factor activity. The coding region runs from base 98 to 985 and encodes 295 amino acids. The transcript is spliced from 6 exons.